UUCUACAAAAACACGGACAAGUUCUAAAGGAGGGAUGCUUAGCUAUAUAUAUACUAGGAUGUGCGAGAUAGCCGUUGGAGAAACCGGAAACGCUCCCUUGAGGAAAUCAUCAUAGCCCUUCUGGGGUCGGUGAUUGCUUGAGUGAAGUCUUCGAUUUUACUCGCUAUGCUUUCAGAGGAUUUCCAUAGGAGGGAGGCUAGGGUUGAGCAGCUCGAUGUUUUCCUUCUGAAGAUGGACUUGGAAGGACGAUUCUUCUGCAGGGUGUCCGUUGAUGAUCAGACGACGUCGCAUAGGGAGGAUGGUAAGUGGAUGGGAGAACGACACCGUUUUGGUUUACUUGACAUGGACGCAAGACAUUCUUCAGGUCUUACCUCUGCUAUAGUAAUGGACGUUUGAGUUGUACGAUCUGCUUCCUUCCUGUUUGCCUCUUCUUUUAGUCGUUUUAAUGAUACUGAUGAGUCACUUCUGGAAUCUGCUUACGGUCUUUCGUUUGAAGAAAUACUUUCUUCCUGUAUGAGCCGCUGAAGAUGGGCGAGCUGGCUUAUGCUUCAGCCAAAAGCUUUACAGGUAACCGAAUCCUGUAGCCUUCUUGUCUUCUAAGCAAAUACUGACACCAAAGUUUCCACAACUUUUACCGAGUAGAAGAUAGUGUCAACUGUGGAAGGCAAUCUAUCUUAGCUGCCCCAGUUUCAGCUCCCAGGGUGGAAGGCCAUCAGAUGGGCUCCUUCCAGAAAAUGCAGAGCUCUGCACUUUUAGAAACAUCGUGCGGAUAUCUACUCCAGGAAUUGCAGAUGAUAUGGAAUGAAGUUGGUGAAGACCAAUUCAAUCGUGAGAAGGUUCUACUGGACUUGGAGCAGGAAUGUCUGGAGGUCUACAGAAGAAAAGUCGACAGUGCAAACAUAUCAAGGGCUCGACUGCAUCAAGAAUUGGCUGAAUCGGAAGCUGAACUUACCCAUCUUCUUCUCUCCCUUGGUGAACGGUCUCUCCCUGGACGGCCGGAGAAAGUAUCAGGAACACUGAAGGAGCAAUUGGAUGCAAUCACCCCAGCUCUGAGAGAGAUGCGUCUCAGAAAAGAGGAUAGAGUAAACCAGUUUCGAGCUGUGCAAGCGCAAAUCCAAAAAAUAUCAGCAGAGAUUGCAGGUCAAUCCGCUUAUGAUGAUUCAAUAACUAACGUCAUAGUAAAUGAGAAUGACCUUUCGUCGAAAAAACUCGAGGAAUACCAAAGUGAGCUGCAAAGACUACACAAAGAAAAGGUAAAAGUUAAUUGGGUACAUGGUUCUUAGAAGUCCAAACAGUAAAUGCACAUUGGUAUAUAUGAUUGUAAAGCUUCUUCUUUCUUCACAUCAAAAGAAUGACAGGCUUCAGCAAGUGGAGAUGUAUAUAGACACUAUCCGGAACCUUUCUGCUACAUUAGGAAUGGAGUCUUCCAUGAUAAUUACAAAGGUCCAUCCAACUCUGAAUGAGUUGUGUGGCAUUUCCAAGAACAUAAGUGACACCAUACUGGCUAAGCUGAACAGCACUGUGGAAACUCUAAAGGAAGACAAACAAAAACGCACUGAGAAGCUUUACCAUCUUGGAAAGGCUUUAACAAACCUGUGGAAUCUCAUGGACACAUCUUAUGGAGACCGCCGGCAAUUCUUUCACGUCACUAACUUAUUACGUAAAUCAUCAUCUGAAGUGUCGGAUCCAGGAUGCCUUGCUCAAAAUAUAAUCCAGGAGGCUGAAGCUGAAGUCAAGAGACUAGAUCAGUUAAAAGCAAGCAAGACAAAGGAGAUCUUCUUCAAGAAACAGAGUGAGCUGGAAGAGAUAUGUAGCAGAUCACACAUGGAGAUACCUUCAAGAUCGGAGAUGGAAAAAAUAAUCAACCUUAUUAACUCUGGUGAGAUUGAUCAUGCAAAUCUCCUUAUGAGCAUGGACGAACAAAUAUCAAGAGCAAAAGAAGAAGCAUCCAGCAGGAAGGCAAUAAUGGAAAAGGUUGAAAAGUUGAUGCUGGCGAGAGACGAGGAGCGUUGGUUGGAAGAAUAUAGCAUGGAUGAGAAUCGGUAUUCAGUCAGCAGAGGAGCUCACAGGAAUCUGCGACGUGCAGAAAAGGCCAGAAUCCUGGUCAAUAAGAUUCCAGAUUUGUUAGGUUCGCUUGUCUCCAAAACAAAGAGUUGGGAAGAAGAGAGAAAGAAAGUCUUCUUGUACGAUGAUGUACCUUUGAUGGCAAUGAUAGAAGAAUAUAACAUGGUAAGGCUUGAGAAAGAGGACGAAAAGCGAAGGCAAAAGAUGGCCCAGCAGGAAACGAAGAAGGUGCAGAUCCAAGUAGAACCAGAACCCCCCUUUACCUCGAGACCAAGCACCAGUAGUCGACGCCCUUCCAACAGAAGCUUGAAUGGAGGCUUAAGCUAUGCCACCCCUUCAAACAGAAAGCUGUCUAUGAGCAUCCAACGUUUGGGUAGCAAUAGCAUCAAUUAUUCUGCAACUCAAGCCAUAUCAUACAUAAAGGAAGGGAAGAAAAUGCAGGAAACUAAAAUUCCUCUCCCUACUCAUCGUGGGAUUACUCCACGAUUUCAAGACGAAACAGCUUCAGUACUCUCAACAUUUUCUGGGCCCUUGUCCCCUUGAAGAAUCUACUGUUCCAGACUUUGUUUAUGCUAUAGAAUGCUACACAUUUUACCAUCUUUCAGUUAGGUUGAUGAGCACGGUUGUAUUUAUGUCUCAGUAAAAAUAAAAUUUGCUUCGAGAUUGAUGUAUUCUUACAAUGAAGAUGUAAAGUUGCAGUACUAGUAAACCUAAUACUGAGUUUACAGCCUUGUUCUUCACUAAGUAUCGUCUCUCAACAAGAAAGCAUUCAAAAUUUCAAAUACCUAAUAUGAAAAUCGAGGGAAGAUGACAUUACAAUCCAAACAGAACCUAAUUCGAAGAACAAUAGAGAUCUAGGAAAAGAGAAAUACAGCUAUCCACCGGCGAUUCUCAGGCUGAAGGUGAAGCACCGCUCGCUGAUUUAGCAAAGAAAGCAUCGAUCCGGCGAGUUCCAGCCGGUGCCGGCUUGUUAGCAACUUCGCGCUUGCGGCCUACAGAAGCCUCUUCCUGCGACUGGGGAGCUGGCGGCGCGGGAAGCGAGUCUAAGAGAAAAUCGCUGGUCGGUCGGUGCCUCUUGACGGCGAUUCGGAGGUGUUCGCUCUUCACUAUCUUCCGCUUCUUCUCGGUGGCGACUUCCGCCGACUUCUCCGCGAGGAACCGAAGGAACAGCUCCGUGGAGCGCGAGACUAUGAAUAGAGCCUCCGAUGUCACCUUGUUGACUUCCUUGUCGAGCCUCAUUAUCUUCUUCACACGGCCGGCCGGGAAUUCGGUCCGAAUCGACGCUUCUUCAACGUUCUCCUCUUCUUCCGCCAUGGAUUAAUGAAAGCUCUGAACAGUAAGGAAAUCGCCGGAGAACUGAAAAUAUCGACUCUGUUUGCUGCUUCUGAGCGAGAGCGGGGAAAUGAGGGGAUCGGGAAUCGCCAAAGGUAAAUCCGAA
Molecule: messenger RNA, 3502 nt
Organism: Linum tenue
Lineage: Eukaryota; Viridiplantae; Streptophyta; Magnoliopsida; Malpighiales; Linaceae
Source: the annotation of a GenBank genome assembly